Leptidea sinapis is the source of this 2846-nucleotide messenger RNA. It is a transcript of the gene yip2, whose product is annotated as 3-ketoacyl-CoA thiolase, mitochondrial. Bases 149 to 1339 code for a protein of 396 amino acids. Gene Ontology annotation, biological process: fatty acid beta-oxidation. Gene Ontology annotation, molecular function: acetyl-CoA C-acetyltransferase activity. The record is from RefSeq and is a predicted model, not a curated record. Lineage: Eukaryota; Metazoa; Arthropoda; Insecta; Lepidoptera; Pieridae. The transcript is spliced from 8 exons.
AUUUACAUUCUCUUUGUAGUUUAUCCGUCGCGUAGUGUGGAGAGUGGAGACCGACGUUGAAACUUGAAAGUCUCGAAAGUUUUGAGUACUUUUUCUAGUUUCCUAAUUCCUUUUUGUUUUAUCUUUAAUAUAAUCUAAAUCACGAAAUAUGUCUGUUGCGGCUAAAGGUAUUUUCAUUGUGGGCGCCAAGAGGACUCCAUUUGGUACCUUUGGAGGAGUAUUCAGGAACACAAAUGCCACAGAACUGCAGACACUGGCAGCUAUUGCUGCUUUGAAAGAGGCUGGUGUGAAUCCGACACAAGUUGACUCUGUUGUUGUAGGACAAGUCAUGUCGGCGUCCCAAACGGAUGGUACCUACACGCCGCGCCACGCAGCGCUCAAGGCCGGCAUUCCGCAGGAGAGGCCAGCACUUGGCAUCAACAGACUGUGCGGCUCUGGCUUUCAGUCGGUCGUCAACAGUGCUCAGGAUAUUAUGACAGGCGCGGCCAAGAUAUCGCUGGCCGGUGGCGUGGAGAACAUGUCGCAAGCUCCGUUCGCCGUCCGCGGUAUCCGGUUCGGUACCGCGUUGGGCACCAGCUACGCCUUCGAGGACACCCUUUGGGCUGGCCUCACCGACUCCUACUGCGGCCUUCCCAUGGGAAUGACCGCGGAGAAGUUGGGCGCACAGUUUGGUAUCACUCGUGACGAGGUCGACAACUUUGCGCUCAGGUCGCAGCAGAGAUGGAAGGCAGCAAAUGACGCGGGCAUCUUCAAGGCGGAGAUAGAGCCGGUCACCCUGACGGUGAAGAAGAAGGAAGUGAAAGUGGAGGUGGACGAGCAUCCUCGCCCGCAGACCACCAUUGAGAGUUUGAAGAAACUGUCGCCCGUCUUCAAGAAGGAGGGUCUCGUCACUGCCGGGUCUGCUUCGGGUAUCAGCGACGGUGCCGGUGCAUUGGUACUGGCAAGUGAAGAGGCUGCCAAAAACCUUAAACCCCUGGCCCGCCUGGUGGGCUGGUCCUACGUGGGAGUGGACCCCAGCAUCAUGGGUGUGGGGCCCGUUCCCGCCAUCGAGAACCUGCUCAAGGUCACCAACCUGACACUCAACGAUAUCGACCUUAUUGAAAUAAACGAGGCGUUCGUGGCUCAAACCCUUUCGUGCGCCAAAGCUCUUAAACUGGACAUGGAGAAACUGAACGUAAACGGCGGAGCCACGGCGCUGGGACACCCGCUGGGCGCAUCCGGCUCCAGGAUCACGGCACACCUGAUCCACGAGCUCAGACGGCGCGGCCUGAAGCGCGGUAUUGGAUCCGCGUGUAUUGGCGGCGGUCAAGGCAUCGCACUCCUGGUCGAGACUGUCUAACAUCACUUGCACUAACUAACACACUCUUACUGUAGUCGAACCAACCACAUAAUGACAAGAUAGCGCAAAAGACACAUCGAUUCACUACAUUCUUAAACAUAGGUAGUAUAGUACCACCAACUUAUAUUCAUGUGGACAAAGUUACGGCCGUUCCCAAUAUUCAGCCUAUCUCCGGUUGUGGCAUACUUGAGAUAAAAAUCGUAACUGUUGUUGACUUUUCUGUCCCAAUAAACUAAUCGACGGUUACUCACAUUAUCCGUACUCGCAGUCUGUCAAUGGGAGGACGUAUAGCUUACCAGCGAUAGAAGUUUGUAUGGAAGUUGCAAUUCACGCGUCCCAAUAUAAGGCGAUGAGAAUGACUUAUCGAGUGUAUUGGGACAGCUUCAGAUUAUUGACAGCUAAUAACUGACAGUAGAAGGGACUAUCUAUCUCCAUCUGUAGAUAGUAUAUUGGGAAGGGCCUUUAAACAACAGCUGAGUCAGUGGCCAUUUUAUCAUCGUAUCGUUUCAUAGUGAAAAAAAAAGCAAUUAAAAUGCUGAAAUCUCUUUAAAAGUGAUGCCCAGAUAAUUAUUAAAGGUUUUAUCAUUUUGGCAUUAACAAAUUUAGAAAAAUUUAAGGUGGAACUAUAAGUUAGACGUCAAAACUAAAUAUGUGAUUAAAAUUGUCUGUAACAUCUGGAUAUUGUGUGUAUGGUUAAUCAUUGUUUUGUUGGUCCGACUAUACAAAAAGUAAUCAAUUAACAUAACACAAGUGUAAUUUUAAGUAUAAUUAAUGUAUUAUAGAAAUGCCUUGGAAUUUAUAAUAUCUUACAAAAAAUCAAAUUUAUAAAAUACAAUUUUACAUGUUAGCAGCAAUGAUACUUUAUAUAGACUAAAUACUUACAGAACAACUGAAAAUGUCACAUUGACACAUUGUGAUAAUUUAAAAAGGCUGGCGUGAUUUACCCCCUUAUUCAUAAUAGUCUGCUAACUUAAAGCAUUGCUAAUUCUCACUCUGUCUUCUUCUAUUGACCUGGGUCAGAAUGAGAAAAAACACUCCUAAGCGGAUGUUUAAAGUUAGCGGACCAUUAUGAAUAAGGGGGUAAUACAAUAAGAAAAAAAAUAGCUAGUGUUUGUCACUUGUACGAAGUUAUCUGUUGUCAAAAUGCGUCCCGGUUAGGACGCUUUGGAGUAACACUCCUUUUUAAUAUUACAAUGUAAUAUCAUGUAAGUAUAAUAUCUGUUAAUUUUUGUUUUAAUUCGUUAUCAAAUACAGUUAAUGUGUUGCGAUGUGAAAGAAAAUUAAAAUUAAGUUAUGCAAUGUCUAUUAAGUAUAUUUUUCUAUUUUUUGUAUAUAAGUACCGAUAUGUAUUUUUGAUAUCUAAUCGAGUUUUUUACAAUGAAAUCACGCAGUUUUAUCAAUAUUUGUAAAUACUUUGUUAGUCUUUAUAUUUUUGUAAAUAUAUUGUUGGCAAUAUAUUUGUUGUUGGCAGUUGGCAAAAAUUUUGAAAUUAAAUAUGUCUAUUGUU